Messenger RNA from Volvox carteri f. nagariensis, 1383 nucleotides. RefSeq lists its product as uncharacterized. NCBI's taxonomy places the organism in Eukaryota, Viridiplantae, Chlorophyta, Chlorophyceae, Chlamydomonadales, Volvocaceae. Bases 1 to 1383 code for a protein of 460 amino acids. The record is from RefSeq and is a predicted model, not a curated record. The transcript has 4 exons.
AUGGGCGCUGGCGCCGGCGCCGGCGCUGACAGUGAAGAGCAAAGCAACAUCACUAGGGGGGGUGGGAACCAAACUAUUGUUCGAUCGUCCGUCGAAGGCCGGAGAACAAGCGAUGAAGGGAAAUUACGGGUGCGGCGCAAUAGCGAUGCCGCCUCCGCCAGCGCCAGUGACAGUGACGAUGGCGUCGGUGACGGCAGUGACGAGAAUGACGUUGCCGCCGCCGCCACCACCGCGGCCGUGGCCGUGGCCGUGGCCGGCAAGUCAGGGGCGCUGGGAGAAGCACGGAUGCCGUACAGAAAUCAUGGCGCCGAAUCCGAUCCCUGGGGCGCUUUGAAUUCAGCAACCGGUGCCGCACUCGAUCUACUGAGACUGCCGAAGGCACCGGAGGCGCCGAACGACCCACGGGUCGGCGGCGUCAGCGGAGGCGUCGGAGGUGAAAAGGAACCCGAUGCUGCUGUCAGCGGUGCCGCCGCUGAGCUCGACGGCGAUGGUGGCGGUACCCGCGGCGGCGGCGGCGGGAGCAAUGCCCCUGAGAAGGAGCCAGUGGCAGGGGAAGAAGCUACAGCGGCACCGUCGUCGGCGGCGGGAGCAACGGAUGAGGCGGCGGAAGCAGCCGAGGCGACGGCGGCGGCGGCGGCGGCGGGAGCAACGGAUGAGGCGGCGGAAGCAGCCGAGGCGACGGCGGCGGCGGCGGCGGCGGGAGCAACGGAUGAGGCGGCGGAAGCAGCCGAGGCGACGGCGGCGGCGGCGGCGGCAGCGGGAGCACCGGAUGAGGCGGCGGAAGCACCCGAGGCGACGGCGGCGGCGGCGGCGGCGGCAGCGGGAGCACCGGAUGAGGCGGCGGAAGCACCCGAGGCGACGGCGGCGGCGGCGGCGGCUGCACCUCACGCGUUGGAGGCGCGACUGCCGCAGGCUGCGCCGCUUUCUUCCCAGGUGAAGCGCCGAACACAGCGAUCCUCGCGUGCGGAUGCCGUACGGGAGGACGUACGACUGAGCAUGCUGCCAGCCAAGCAGCACAUGCUUUCGUACAUGUACGGCAAUCCUGUCCAGGUGCUAUCGGAGCUGACUGCAACGACGCAACCAUCAUCGCCGCAAAAGCGAGCCCAAGGCCGCGCCAGCGGCGUCAGCCUCGAUGCGUUCGUGGCGGCACGGCGUGCCGUACAAGAUUCAUCCGCCGCUGCGGGCACAGCGGAGGGUGCCGCCGGUGAUCAGCGGGACACGUCAGCGGCGGCGGCGGCGGCGGCGGCGGAGGGAGCGCCGGCGGCGUCACGGCUGCUUGGCCCGCCGUCGAGGGCAGCUGAGCUGCUGAGCGCGCUGAGAGGGACAGAAGCGAAAAGCGACCCCUGCCAUAAUUGGAAUUACUCGUGGAAUUUUCAUGAUUAG